Messenger RNA from Cygnus atratus (black swan), 4168 nucleotides. RefSeq names its product ring finger protein 169 (gene RNF169). Lineage: Eukaryota; Metazoa; Chordata; Aves; Anseriformes; Anatidae. Gene Ontology annotation, molecular function: nucleosome binding; metal ion binding; ubiquitin-protein transferase activity. Bases 1 to 1989 code for a protein of 662 amino acids. Gene Ontology annotation, cellular component: site of double-strand break; nucleus. Gene Ontology annotation, biological process: double-strand break repair. The record is from RefSeq and is a predicted model, not a curated record. The transcript is spliced from 6 exons.
AUGGCGGCGGCGGCGGCGGGCCCCGGCGGCCGGGCCGCGGUGGGGCGAGGGCGGCGGCGACCGGGGGGGCGGCCGGGGACGGCGGAGAAGACCGAGGAUGAGGCGGCGGAGGCGGCGGCGGAGUGCCCGGCGUGCCGCCAGGCGCUGGCGGAGGCGGUGACGCCGCCCUGCCGCCACUCGCUGUGCCUCGCCUGCUUCCAGCGCUGCCUGCAGGGCCCGGGCCUCCGCUGCCCGCUGUGCCGCGGCCGCCUCGCCGCCGCUGGGGCCGGAGGAGGAGGAGGCGGAGGAGGAGGAGGCGGCGGAGGUGGCGGCGGCGGCGGCGGCGGCGGGGGGGAGCAGCGGGCGCCGGACCCAGACUUCAUAUUCAGAGCGCCCAUUAAGCUAAGCAAACCAGGGGAGCUUCGGGAAGAAUACGAAAGCCAGCUGAGGAAGAUGAGAGAAGAAAAACUACAAGAAGAAAAAGCUUCUGAGGAUCUGAUUCACAAGCUCAUUCUGGAUGACAUGGAAGUAGGAAAAAGAAAAAUGGAAGAGCAGCAGAAAAAAGACGAAUCUGUAGUGCUCAAAGCCAACCAGGAGUGUUUUCCCGAACGCCUCUCGGAUUCGGAGAAUGAAGAACCAUUCCAGGGGAAGCAAACGCAUCGGUCAGCUUUCGUUUCCAAGACCAGUGCCUACUCCUUUGCCUUCCUUUCAGGGAACCUCACCUCCAAGGUGGAGAGGAGUCGGAGCUGCACUGACACCAUCCAGGAGAGAUCAAAGAGCAGGCAGAGAUCAGCCCCAGCCGGCAAAACAAAGGUCCCCCCCAUCACCAGCGCCUCGACGCCUCUGCUGGGCGUCCUGUCGUCCACCCAGAACAACCGCUGCCUCUCCGCCCCCGACCUGACGGCCGAGAAGCGCCCGGUGCUCACCGCCGCCUCCUCCCUGCCGGCCCUGCACAAGCCGGAGCGCUCCAUCAGCCCCGAGAGCAACGACAGCAUCUCGGAGGAGCUCAACCACUUCAAGCCCAUCGUCUGCUCCCCCUGCACGCCUCCCAAAAGGCUUCCGGACGGCCGGGUCCUGAGCCCUCUCAUUAUCAAGUCCACCCCGAGGAACCUCAGCCGCAGCCUGCAGAAGCCAACCACCUACGAGGCCAGCCCCAGGAUACUGAAAAAGUGGGAGCAGAUAUUCCAGGAGCGCCAGGUGAAAAAGACUCUCUCCAAUAAAGCCACCCUUACGUCCUUGGCUUCGGAGCCCGGGGAGGACGCCGUGGGUCCCGACGUCACCAACCCCUGCCACCGAGAGCGGCCGCAAACGCAGGAUGAUCAGCUCCCCCCCGAUGCACCGGGAGGCCCCCGCCCCGAGCUGGAUUUCUUCCCUUCUAUCAGUGAAACAACGCCGGGAAGAGGGAGCGAGAAAACCAGGGAUUCCCAGGCCUUACCGACGGACGAGAGCGCCGCCGAGCGAUCCGCCGCUGUCACCUCCCUCCACCCGCGGCCGCCCGAAGCCCCGGACCCCAAAACGAACGCGUUGGUGGACAAAUCCUGCCUGGCUCUCGGCCCUAAAGCGCUGAGCAGGAGGAUCAUCGGGGUGAGCGCGGCGCUGCCGGACAGCAGCGCCCUGGGCGUCCCCGUCAAGCCGUCGUCGGGGAAGAAGCAGCUGAAAUACCUGAACAGCAACGAGCUGAUCCACGUGCAGAACAGCUCCUUCGAGGGCAUCAUCGGCGAGCAGGCGCCGGCGCUGCGCCGGGGAAGGAAGAGGCGCUGCAAAACGAAGCACUUGGAGCACAACGGCUCCGUCAAGAGACUGAGGCACGCGGCGGGGGACGCGGGCUUGGCCCCGGAGGAGCGGCUGGUGCGGGAGGUGGAGCAGAAGCUCCAGCAGGAGGAGGAGGACAGGAGGCUGGCCCUGCACCUGCAGAGGAUUUUUGACAGCGAGAACAGGACGGUGGAGAGGCGGAAAGUCCGGGUGGACCGGUACCUGCUGCGCUCCAAGAGCACUCUGGGCGCCAAGUAGCGCCGCCGGGCGACGUUGCCUUUCUAGAGGACGAUGAGGUUUAUCGGAUUGUCUUAGAGGAAAGCUAUUUUUUUGCCAUGCUUCCACCCACUGCCGUUGUUUGUUGUUUUUUUUUUUUUUUUUUCGUUUUGGUGGUAAGGCGUUUGGAGGUCCAGUUCGGAGAGAAGCCAGAGUCCUUACAGAUUUAAAGGAAAAAAAAAAAAGGGGGGGGAAAAAAACAAACUCCUCCAGCCUGGCUGGUCCAUGGGUCUGAAAGAGGUCCCUCAGCCCCCCGAACACACUGCAACGCGGGUGGCAGUCGGUGACAGCGGGGUUCCCCUAGCAAGAAGGGUUUUAUGGGCAGUCCCCGGGGUCCUGGGUCCUCAGCACCCCGCUCUGGGUGGCCCCGCUUGAGCAGGGGUUGGACCAGACGGACCCAGAGGUGCCUCCAACCUCAGCUUCUGGGUGAAUGUUUUGAGAUUACUAUUUAUGUUUUGAGAUUAUUGAGGUUUUUCUCACGCGAAGGACCUCGGCCAGUCGUUGCCUCGCCAUCUCGGUGUGCCAGGGAGCACCCGGAGCUCUGCUCGUGGGGAGGAAAGUAGGUCCUGGGAGCAGCGUGCUCCUCUCUGCCUGUCCCGUUCUCCUCCUGAUGCUGCAGUGAUCUGACUUAAGUAUUAUCAGAAUAUUUGUACACCCUGGCUGGAUUUAAGCUUAAACCAGCCGGGCUGUUGGCGAGGGAGGCUUCGUGCUGCUGCUUGCAGGUGCCAGGUGGAUCCACCUCUAGUGGUGACAGACGAAUGUGCCUCGCUGGCUGCACAGAGCUGAGGUUGCUUCCUCCGAGUAGAAGGCCAAAUGUAGUGAAGAAGGGUGUAUAAUUGGGAUUUUACAGAACAUUUUAGGAAUGUUGCACGUUCCUGGUCAUGACAGAGCAGGAAACUUGGGCUGGGAGCUGUCCCCUGGAGCUGUGAGCCAGGGAGCUCGUGCAGCUUUUCUCCCAGGGUUUCUUCUCCUUCCUGCGAAGGCAUCAAGGGGGAAGGAAGGGAGGAUGGAGGAAGGGGAACGCUGGCCCUGGGAAGGAGGAGGUGGCAGGUACCCUGCAGGCUCUCGCCAUCCCUAAGCCCUCUCCCAGCACCCGACGAGUUUCUGGCAGGGGGUCUGGGGGCACACGGGGUGCAAUCUGCCCUCCCCACGCUCCGAGCUUGCCACCCUCAGGUUUGAACCACUACGAGAGCUCAGGUGAGCGAUGCACUACAGAUUUCCACUUCGGGGCACGAGGUCGGGCACGGCUGGCGGAGCAGGAGGAGUUGUCUACCCAGACGUGGCCUCUGGUUGCAGCCGCCCUCCGUGCUCUGCUUCCUUUCACCUCUCUUCCCCAUCCUUGGGGUGAUUCCUUGGGUUAUUUCUGGUAAUCGGGCUCUAAAAGUGCUGCCUUGCAGUGUGUUCGCUGGGCACCAUCAGGUGCCAGGGGACGAGGGGCAUUUCCAGGACGUAACCGAAGCACGGGUUAAACGCGCCGUGUCCGCGGCACAAAGGGAAGGGCAGCUCGUGGUUGUACAGACCCAGAAAAUGGUCGUUGCCCAAAUUCCUCCUGAAUUUAUCUUAAAAAUGGCCCAAUUUCUCCCUUCCUCUUAAAAAAAAAAAAAAAAAAAAAACAGGAACUGGUUUUGUUUUUCUCUUCCAGCACGCUUGUGGUAACUGCAAGGACCCUGGCGCGUUUUCCGACUUGAACUGGAUUUUUUAAAAAAAAGAAAUCUUAUAUUUUAAUGGAUAAAAUUUAUAUAUUUUAAAUACUAUAUUUCAACAGAUCGACACUUUCGUUUUGAGAAGUCUUAUAGCAAUGAUUCCGUAAUAUAUAUAUAUAUAUGUGUGUGUAUAUAUAUAUAUAUAUAUAUAUAUAUAUCUGUAUCUCCUUACACACAAACUACUGGAUGGCCGAAGCCGUACCCAGCCCGGGUCUCUGCACCUCUCCGGAGGCAGAUCUCUGCCCCUCGCACGGUGCUGCCGCAUCAGGCGCGGUUCUUUGGACUCGAACCGAAUCAUGCUCGCGUACCCGGCGAUUAAUUGGAAGGAGAUGGAGUAAUUAGACCCCGACUGGACCGACAAGAGCGGCGCGGAGAUGAGUAGCCGUGGCCUGAAUUCGCCCUCCGCAGCGGUUUCUAAAGAAUAAGCUCAGGAUGGAAACCCCCAGCUUUUACCCAGA